Molecule: messenger RNA, 1659 nt
Organism: Nilaparvata lugens (brown planthopper)
Lineage: Eukaryota; Metazoa; Arthropoda; Insecta; Hemiptera; Delphacidae
Product: probable cytochrome P450 CYP44
Exons: 6
Coding region: 209-1654 (481 amino acids)
Molecular function (GO): heme binding; oxidoreductase activity, acting on paired donors, with incorporation or reduction of molecular oxygen; monooxygenase activity
Source: RefSeq, a predicted model, not a curated record
CACACACCCAAACACGCGUGCCUAUUUGUCAUCAAUUGAAGUUAUGUAGUGUCAGUUAGCCAGUGCUAGUUGAUAGAAUCAGAAACUAUGACUAUGGUGCAGGGUAAGGGAUCAAGUGCAUCAGGUUUUCGUUGUUGAUUUAAAAGUUUGUGUGUGAAGUGAUCAAGUAGCUUAAUUCUAUAAGGUUUCACUUCCACUAUCCCCAAAAAUGAGUCUCAAAAAGAUACCAGGACCAACAGCUCUACCGGUAGUCGGCAACCUCUACCAAUACAUGUUUAACAAGUCGAAAAUCUUGAAAUACCACGAGGUCCUCCAGCAAUUGUACGAGAAAUAUGGACCCAUAGUGCGUGAAACGUUCGGAAACAAAACAAUUAUCCACCUUUUCGACCCGGUGGAUGCUAAAACAGUCCUAGAUAACGAGGAUAAAAGACCGUUUGUGGUUCCACUACAGGAAACUACUCUGUUGUACAGGAAAAAGUCUGAUAUGUCUCUGGGACUGGGUAAUACUAAUGGCGAAGAAUGGUAUAGGCUAAGGUCAGCCAUUAAGGGGUUCAUGUUUGAUUUCUAUGGACUGAGGAAUUUGUCGGUGAAGAAGGAUGGAGUGUUUGAUGAUAUUAUUAAGAAAUUGGGGGAUGAGAUUGACGAUAAUGGUCAGGUUAAAGAUUUGAGAAUGCUCUUCGGCAAAUGGGCUCUUGAGAGUUCAGGUAUCACAUGCUUUGAUAGAAGACUGGGGUACCUGGAUAAUGGCGAGAUGGAAAAAUUGGCUGAGAAAAUUAUUGAAGCCAAUAAGGAAGUUUUUUACCUAUCUGGAUUACUAAAGUUCUCAUUUCCUUUCUACAAAUACUUCCCUACUCCCAAGUGGAUCAAACUUGAAAAGGCAGAAGAUGUGAUAACGAAUGGGACAAAGUAUCAAAUGGAGAAAGCUUAUGAUGAAAUGUACGAAGUUAUGAGUGAGAACAGAGGAGAUAUUCCUAAUGACAGGUUCGAGUUCCUUACAGACUUACGGAAGAAGCUGAAUAAGAAAGAGAUAACCACAAUCAUGCUCUCAGUACACACAGAUGGAUUGAGCACUAUUGUACCCUCCUUGCUGUUCAACCUGUAUUGCUUGGCUAUCAAUCCAGAGAUUCAAGAGAAGGCUUACCAAGAAGUGAAAAAGUUCAUGUCAGAAGGCGCCCCUGCCACAAAAGAACUAAUCUCCCAAAGCAUGUGGGUGAGUGGAACAGUGAAGGAAACCUUCCGAUUCUUCCCGAUUGGCACCGAGAUCGCCCGAAUCCUCAAGAAAGAUCUGCCACUUUCGGGCCACAACAUCCCCCAGGGCAGCAACAUUCACAUCAACAUGAACGUCCACUUCUUCAACGAACAGUAUUUCAAAAAUCCACGCAUUUUCAACCCCAUCAGAUGGUCGGACGGGUUGACUGACCUCAGCGAAGACGCCAAAAGGGUCAGGAAAUACGUUCUGAUGCCUUUUGGCGCCAACAUUCGAUCUUGUGCCGGAAGGCUACUUGCUGAUCAGGAUUUGAUACUGAUGGUUUCCAGGAUACUGUAUCAUUACCAGCUUGUGUAUCCUGAGAACGAGAAACCGUUGCAACAGGUGUUCAAUACGUUGCUUGUGCCCGACCGAAAUCCGCCCAUAAGGUUUAUUAAAAGAAGUUGAGAAAA